AUGUCCCAGGUUACUCCCGGAGCAGUGGUCUUAAGCGCCUAUUGGGAUACAGAACGGGAACUUUGGCAAUCCGAAAAAUCCCUUGUGCAAGGCGAAUUGGUGAUCUGCAAUCUUGAAGAUAGUGACAGUGGUGAAGCAGAUCUGAGUCAACCGUUUGAUAUUAGAUGGCAGACCUUCUCACCAAACGAGGAUAUAUUUGGUGAAGAGGUCACAGCGCGAGUGACUAUGGAGAAUGGCGAACUGAAAUCACAGAUCAUUGAGCUCCAUCCAUUACUCAAGACACCGGAGCUUCUUAGAGAGCUCCAGGAUAACCCAAAUAUUGGGCAGCAUAAGCUGAUGAUCAAAAAGGCCAAUCAUGACAGUGAGUUGGUCACGUGCCAUUGCUUGUAA
Molecule: messenger RNA, 390 nt
Organism: Aspergillus oryzae RIB40
Lineage: Eukaryota; Fungi; Ascomycota; Eurotiomycetes; Eurotiales; Aspergillaceae
Exons: 2
Coding region: 1-390 (129 amino acids)
Source: RefSeq, a predicted model, not a curated record